AUGUACACAACUUUAUUGGAUAUUACAAUCUGGCAUUGUAUUCUAAAGGAAAAAGCUAUUACUUCACCACACGAUGCGUCAAUUGAGCAUGGAAAUUCAUUAGUAUUCCUAUACCCAACUUCACUCAUCAUCAAAUUUAUCAAAAAAAUCUUAAGAAAGUUUGAGGAUAAAAUUGUUUUCAGUUCAGAUGAAAUCUAUGUCUUUGGUGAAUUGGCCACUUUUAUCGAAGAUGAUAUCAAAUAUAAAAAAACUAUUUUUUCAAAAGAUCAGUCGUCUGAAUUGGAAAUAAAAGUUCAUUCGUUGAUGUCAAAAAUACAAAAUCAGAAUGAUCAUAUGGAAUUAUCGGAAUCCGAUGGCUAUUGCAGUGACUCUGAUGGAGAAUCCGAUGGCAAUCAAUACUCCUAA
Heterostelium album PN500 is the source of this 405-nucleotide messenger RNA. RefSeq lists its product as uncharacterized. The record is from RefSeq and is a predicted model, not a curated record. NCBI's taxonomy places the organism in Eukaryota, Evosea, Eumycetozoa, Acytosteliales, Acytosteliaceae. The coding region runs from base 1 to 405 and encodes 134 amino acids. The transcript has 3 exons.